UUCAUUGACCUAGAAGAGAUUAAAGAUUAUGGGCAAGUGGGUAGCUUGGUGCUUUUAGCGACAUCUCCUGGUCAGAAGCCGUGUUGAGCCGGGCUUGUAACACAGUCUACCACAGUUCGCCAAGUCCACCACAGUCCGCCACAGUCAGCCAAGUCCACCACAGUCCACCACAGUCUGCCAAGUCCACCAUGUCGCGCGUUACACAGAACAGCUACGGUCAGACGAGGGACGGAAAAGAGGUGACCAGGUUUACGUUGACAAACAAGAACGACGUCGUGGUCCGCAUCAUCAACUACGGCGGUACCAUCACAGAGAUCCGGGUGCCAGACAGAGCGGGGAGGGUCGCGGACAUCUGCCCAGGCUUUGAAGACAUUGAAGGUUACCAAGCCAACCCCAUCUACAUGGGCGCUCUUGUGGGCCGUGUGGCUGACCGCAUUGCCGGAGCCACCUUCGCCCUUGACGGCAAAACCUACAACCUCAACGCCAACGACCGCCAGGAGGCCAACAACUUCGUGCACGGUGGCACUAAGGGUUUUGACAAGAUGCUCUGGGAUGCCACCAUAGAAGGGAAUAAGUUAGUGUUGAAGUAUGUCAGCCCUGACGGAGAGGAGAACUUCCCAGGGGAGGUAACCACGGUGGUGACGUAUGAGUUAGAUGACGACAACGGCUUGACUCUCGAGUACACAGCGACCACCACCAAGGCCACGCCCAUCAACCUCACGAACCACGUGUAUUUUAACCUGGCCGGACAUGGCGCGGGAGCAGCAGAGUUGGAGAACCACGUGGCGACAGUGAAGGCUGACACAUAUCUACCUAUGAAUAACCUCUAUAUACCAACAGGUGAAAUCCAAGAUGUGACUGGUCAGCCCCAAGACCUCCGGACACCCACCCGUGUAGGUGACCGGCUGCACAAUCCCAAGGUAGACAGAGGCUUCACCUGUAAUUACAACCUGCAGGUGACGGGGAACAAAGAGUUUGCCGCCAGAUUCGAACACCCAGGGUCGGGCCGGUACUUCGAGUGUUCCACCACCGAGCCUGCCCUGAUGUUCUACACAGGGCACUGGCUCAACAACCCCGGGAAGGGAGGGGCGGUGUAUGGGAGGUACUCCGCGUUCUGUCUCGAGGCUCAACACUACCCCGACAGCGUCCACAACCCCAAGUUCCCUAGCACCAUCCUACACCCUGGAGAGACGUACCGUCAGAGCACCACCUAUCGGUUUGGAGUCAUGACGUCAUAGAUCUGUCUGGAGUGUGACCGGCUGGAGGCGCCAUUGUUUCCAUGGUGACGGAUAAACGACACUUCCAUUAAGAGAUGAUCUGCAUCCCUUAUGCGUGUAAAAUGGCAUUCGUAUCUCAUGACAUAUUCAGACAUUUUUGGGGGUAGAAUUUUGAACCUUACUAUAUAUUCCAGAUCGUGAAGGUGACUGAUAUCAUUUUGGAGGUAUUGAUGUUAUAACAUUUCAUGAACUCAUUACUGUAAGAAAUAUAUUUUGUUGUAACA
Haliotis rufescens (red abalone) is the source of this 1501-nucleotide messenger RNA. RefSeq names its product galactose mutarotase-like. The record is from RefSeq and is a predicted model, not a curated record. The coding region runs from base 189 to 1238 and encodes 349 amino acids. Lineage: Eukaryota; Metazoa; Mollusca; Gastropoda; Lepetellida; Haliotidae. Gene Ontology annotation, molecular function: aldose 1-epimerase activity; carbohydrate binding. Gene Ontology annotation, biological process: glucose metabolic process; beta-D-galactose catabolic process via UDP-galactose, Leloir pathway. The transcript has 8 exons.